CCCCGACACUCCCCUCUGUUCGCCGUCAGACCGUCCUGAGUGCGCUGGUGUCGGCGGCGGCCGGCUCCACCCUCCAGGAGCCCUUCAUCCACGAGUCGCGCCAGGACCAACUGGCCGUGGCGUCGUCAGUGAGCGGCUCCACGCUUCAGCAGCCGUUUAUUCACUCACUGCGGGAGGACCAGCUGGCCGUACCGGCCGCGCCCGCCGCCAAGGUGGCGGCCGCGCCCGACCGCACGCCGGCCGCCCGCGUGCCCGCCCAGCCCUCCCUCGACGAUGUCAUCGUACUCGACGGCUCUGAGGACGAGAAGAGUCCUGCCCCGGCCCGGCCGGCCGUCGCGCCUGCGCCGUCCCCGUCGCCCGCUGCCGGCUCCGGUCUGCCCGCCUGGCUGCGGGGCGCGCUGCCCGUGCAGUCUCAGUACCCCGCCUGGCUGAGGGCCGCAGCGCCCACCGUGCUCCUCCUGCAGCCGAUCUACGUACCGGUGCCCGUGACUGAGGCAGAGGCCGCCGCCGUGCGCCGCCAGGGACUGGACUACUAUGGAGCUGCCGAUCCGGCCCGGCUGCGCGGCCUGAGCCGCUAGGGACGGCACGAGCCGUGUCCCCUCCGACCCGGCCCGGCUGCGGGGUCUGAGUCGCUAGGGACGGCACGAGCCGUAUCCAACAAUAAUCGUCGGAGCCAUAGUCGGCCCCGACAGAGGAGAUUAGCUCUCUUCAACAUGGUUACUCUCAUUAGAUUUUGACGCAUGGGUUAUUUUACUUU
Molecule: messenger RNA, 757 nt
Organism: Amphibalanus amphitrite
Lineage: Eukaryota; Metazoa; Arthropoda; Thecostraca; Balanomorpha; Balanidae
Product: translation initiation factor IF-2-like
Exons: 2
Source: RefSeq, a predicted model, not a curated record